UCUUCUCUCCUUCCUCUCCAGCCGACCCACUCCUCUCCCACGCUCUCCACCUUCGCUGCUACAUCUCCAGCGCCGGUCACCACAACCCUAUUCGCCGGUCACCUUCGCCGGCACAACAACAUCGACCACAGCCCUUGCCGGUCGACCACAGCCCCUCUUCUUCUCCUUUCUUUCUUGCAUAAGCAAAAGGGGCAUCCAAAGGCUGCAUCAUUGAAGACAGUUUCAUUGCCUUUUCUAGAACUUUGUGCAGAAUUGUUUGAUGGAAAUACUGCCACUGGAAAUUGCAAGUGGACCUCAACCCAAACAACAUUCGGUGUUGGAUCUUCUUGUCAUCGUGUGCAAUCGCUUAUGAUUAUGGACACCCAUUAUCAUGACACACAAGAUGAUGCCGACACCUCUGAGCCUACUUCCGAGCCCACUUCUGAUCCUAAUCCUGAGCCCACUUCUGAGCCUACUUCCGAGCCCACUUCUGAGCCUAAUCCAAACAAAAGGGCCAAAAUCUCAAAAUCAUCUAUUAACCAUGAUGAUUUAGCACGUGAUAUGCAGAAGGCUCUACAGGUUUUGAUUAAAGGCAAAGAAGGGCCGACAGUUCGUGAGUGUUCAGAGAAGUUAAAGUUGGUUGGGUUAGACCCGGUAGAUCCUAUAUUCUUAGAUGCUUUUCACAUUUUUGGGGUGUCCUCCGACAUGAGAGAGGCGUGGAUGGCAUUGCCAGAAAUUCCCGAGGUCUUAAGAGGGUGGAUCGGGAUGACGGCAAAAAGUUUAGGCCUGCUAAAGUAGUGAAGACCUUACAUGCUUAACACGACUGUUAGCUUUUGUUUAUGUUUGAGACAUUGAUUGCUUUUGUUUAUGUUUGAGACAUUUUGUGCUUUUGUUUAUGUUU
Messenger RNA from Helianthus annuus (common sunflower), 880 nucleotides. RefSeq lists its product as uncharacterized. The record is from RefSeq and is a predicted model, not a curated record. The coding region runs from base 349 to 777 and encodes 142 amino acids. NCBI's taxonomy places the organism in Eukaryota, Viridiplantae, Streptophyta, Magnoliopsida, Asterales, Asteraceae. The transcript is spliced from 2 exons.